Molecule: messenger RNA, 1731 nt
Organism: Penicillium concentricum
Lineage: Eukaryota; Fungi; Ascomycota; Eurotiomycetes; Eurotiales; Aspergillaceae
Product: Zn(II)2Cys6 transcription factor domain-containing protein
Exons: 3
Coding region: 1-1731 (576 amino acids)
Biological process (GO): regulation of DNA-templated transcription
Molecular function (GO): zinc ion binding; DNA-binding transcription factor activity, RNA polymerase II-specific
Source: RefSeq, a predicted model, not a curated record
AUGGCGCCUGCCGCCUCCAAAACCUCCACGCCCAACGCCGGCCAGUCAUCGUUCACCCCUAGCACCAUGGACUGGAAUAACUACACUGGACAUACCGACAGUCACAACUCCCCCGACGCGACGAAUGCGGAGUUCCGCUGUGGUCUCUGCAACAAGGCCUACGGUCGCCGGGAUCUCCGGGACCGGCAUCGACGUCGCUGUGCCAAAACAUUUGGCCAGGAACGCCCAUCCAAGCGCAAGUCUUGCGAAAUUUGCGCCCAAAAGAAGUUGCGUUGUUCAUUGACCCGCCCAGCAUGUAGUCGAUGUGUUCAGAUGGGCACCGCCUGUCACUAUCCUAACACGUCUUCGACAUCUCCAACAUGGGUAGAUCAAGACACAGGCCCAGAGCAUAUGUCGCCCUUGGAAGUAAUUCUGGAACCAAUAUCCACAGGUUUUACCCCCGAUUUCCCGGUCUCAGCCAUGACCUUGCCCGAAGACAGCAGUAGCGCUCCGGGUAUGGACGGCAUCGCCUGGAGUCCACCACUCAAUGAUAUCGGUUUUAUUCUUGAUGGAACUGGCUUUCCUGGUCAGGCUACAUGGCCUGACCCAGGAUCAGGAUUCGUGGAUUAUCUGCACGACCAGACGUCCACCUUUCUUACGCCGCAGGAAAAGUCCAAGGAACCGCACCCGUUAGAUAACCAUUCUCUAUUACUUUCGCGGAAUUCGCCAGACCACUCCCUGUCACCCCUAUCCUCGUCGGCGGAGAGUAGUCACCGAGAGCCAUCCAUGGGACGCGACGACGUAGAGACCUCCAACUCCGGUGUCUCCUGGGAUACUACAAGUAUAUUUGCCAGCUCCUUUGUCCCAGACUUGUCUCAUCCAGCACUGCGAGAUACAACCAGUCUAUCUCAUGAGCUUUUCGGGAUCCUGCGCGAGUAUUCUCGAAUGAUGAUACAGCCCAACUUCUGGUCCCCAUUCAUCCACCACAGUCUCUACCGGUGCUCUAAGGACGGCAUGGCUGAGCCCCUCGGCAUUGCCGUGGCCUGUGUAUCGGCAUAUUCAAGCUCUGUCGAGUCCAGCGUUGACUUCGUUGACAACAUGAUCAACUCACAACGGGAGCGGCUGGUCCGCGAGUUUCACAUUUACACCGACCGUCCAGAAACGUGCCUCGCCGCCCUGCAUGCUGUGUGCGUGUAUCAGAUCUUGGGACUCUUUGGGGGCCCAUCCGUAGACUCCCCCAGGUCGGGUCAUAGCACGCCCUUCAAAGAUAGGAGAGAGGGACGUCGCGAAGACGCGGGCAAGGCUGCAGAACUCCAUGGUUCCUUUUUACUGAAGAUGACCCGGCGUCUCUGCAAGCUGCACCAAAAAGCCCUCGGGCAAAACGAAGCAGGCUGGUCCGAGUGGAAAUUUGCUGAAUCCCUCCGCCGCAACGUCUUCUUUGUCCACAUCGUCAAUAUACUCGCCGCCGAAGCCCGGAAGCUGCACCGUGACUAUUUUGAGCCGUUGAAUGAUGGCAUAAAUUUGCAGAUGCCCCUUCCAGCACCGGAGUACAUGUGGCGCGUCUGCAGCGAUGCAGAAUGGCAAGUCGCCCGGGAAUACGCUCGCACAACAUCGCCUACUCCGGGUACUCUUCAGGACUUACUCGAACUUGACCGUGUGGGAGGCUUGGACGUCGCGUUGCUGCAACCUUUAACAAGGAUAAUUUUGGCGUGUCAUAAGAUUCGGGCUAAGUUUAACGAUGGGGUAGAAUAA